AUGUCGUCCUCUACUGCAUGCGCCAGCUGCUCCAAGUCGCCUCCUGAAGUCAAGCUUAAGCACUGCGCCAAGUGCCCCGAGGUCAAGUAUUGCGGCCGCGUUUGCCAGACUGCCCACUGGCCGGCUCACCGCGCCGUGUGCGUCGGACAGACCGGCGGCACGCCGCGCACCUCUGUACCACCCCGUUCCUCUGCCCCUCCUUCCUCCUCCUCCUCCUCCUCCUCCUCCUCCUCCUCCGGCGGCAAGCUGUCCCCUGCCAAGGGCGUGAAAAAGGGCAUCGCCAGCCCGUUUACGCAGCUCGACAAGGGCACCUGGCUGCACAACCGGGCCGAGGCCGACGUCUACGCGCUGCUCAUUGACGCCUACCGCCUGCGCGCCGCGGACAUGUACAACCUCGAGGGCGAGGCCGAAGAGGACAGCAUCCAAGGCGGCGCCGCCGACGGCCUGCGCGGCUUUCAGCGCUUCCUGGGCCGCGUGGCCGCGGCCCGGCCGGCCCUGCUGCCGCCGUGGUGGGACGCGAGCAAGAAGACGGCGUGCGAGGAGCUGGGCAUGCGCGCGGGCCAGUGGAGCAGCCUGCGCGCGGCGGUGGAAAAGUCGGACCUGAUUGAGCAUUACGGCGAUUCGCAGUUUCCGAUGCAGCUGCGCAUGUUUGCCGAGGCUGUGUAUGGCAAGGCGCCGGGCGGCUCGAGCGGCUCGAUGAUGAAGGCCAUGAUGAUGGCUAUGGAGUCGGGCGAUACGGGAGGGUAUGAGGCUACGAAUAUCGACUUGUCCAAGAUUCUGGGUCAGCGGCGAUAA
Messenger RNA from Cordyceps militaris CM01, 795 nucleotides. RefSeq names its product MYND domain protein, putative. NCBI's taxonomy places the organism in Eukaryota, Fungi, Ascomycota, Sordariomycetes, Hypocreales, Cordycipitaceae. Bases 1 to 795 code for a protein of 264 amino acids. The transcript has a single exon. The record is from RefSeq and is a predicted model, not a curated record.